Messenger RNA from Arabis nemorensis, 1443 nucleotides. The record is from the annotation of a GenBank genome assembly. Lineage: Eukaryota; Viridiplantae; Streptophyta; Magnoliopsida; Brassicales; Brassicaceae.
AUGGGAAGCUGUGAUCUUUCUCUCUUGACCCCCCUAGUCUUCUUCUCCCUUCUCCUCGCGUCGCAUCAUGUUCAGGUUCACUCGGCAAUCGGCGUCAACUGGGGAACGGUGUCGUUUCACAAGCUCCGACCAUCGACGGUGGUGGAUCUCCUCAAGGCAAACAAGAUAACCAGAGUCAAGCUCUUCGAUGCCAAUCCAGAUGCGCUUCGAGCUCUUAUGGGUUCUGGAAUCCAAGUCAUGAUCGGCAUUCCUAACGAGAUGCUCUCCACUUUCAAUUCCGAUCUCUUUGUCCGCCAGAAUAUCUCUCGCUUCAUCGGCAAAGGCGGAGCCGAUAUAAGGUACGUUGCAGUUGGGAACGAGCCCUUUCUGACGAGUUACGGUGGUCAGUUUCAGAACUAUGUCGUCCCAGCUAUGCUUAACCUGCAACAAUCCUUGCUUAGAUCCAAUCUAGCUAGCUAUGUCAAACUGGUGGUUCCUUGCAACGCUGAUGCGUAUCAGUCUAAUGUUCCUUCUCAAGGGAUGUUCCGCCCUGAGCUCACACAGAUCAUGACUCAAUUGGUUUCGUUUCUCGACUCCAAUGCCUCUCCUUUUCUUGUCAAUAUCUAUCCUUUCCUUAGCCUCUAUGGAAACUCGGAUUUCCCACAAGACUAUGCGUUUUUUGAGGGAACUAGUCAUCCGGUUCUGGAUGGCCCCAACACCUACUAUAACGCAUUUGAUGGAAACUUUGACACUCUUGUUGCUGCUCUCACCAAGCUUGGAUAUGCUCAAAUGCCUAUAGUUAUUGGUGAGAUUGGCUGGCCUACAGAUGGAGCUGUUGGCGCUAACCUCACAGCCGCCCGUGUUUUCAAUCAAGGCCUCAUUAACCAUUUGUUGAGCAACAAAGGAACACCGCUCAGGCCAGGCUCACCUCCCGCGGAUAUCUAUCUUUUCGGUCUGCUUGACGAAGGAGCGAAAAGUACACUGCCUGGCAACUUUGAAAGGCACUGGGGAAUCUUCUCUUUCGAUGGACAGGCCAAAUAUCGUCUCAACUUAGGACUAGGCAACAGAGGACUCAAGAACGCAAAGAAUGUGCAGUAUCUUCCUUCCAGGUGGUGUGUGGCUCACCCAUCAAGGGACAUGACCCAAGUUGCAGACCACUUCACCCGUGCUUGCAGUGAAGCAGAUUGCACAACGCUCAACGACGGGGGAUCUUGCAGCCAGCUUGGGGAAAAGGAUAAUAUCUCAUACGCUUUCAACAGUUACUAUCAGCUGCAGAUGCAAAACGAAAAGAGCUGCGACUUUGACGGACUUGGCAUGGUCACCUUCCUAGAUCCUUCAGUUGGGGAUUGUAGAUUCCUUGUUGGCGUUACAGAUAAACACUUAUCGUCAAGUGCUAAGUCGAUGGCAAGAUGGUCUAUCUACCAUAUUUGCAUUGGAGUGGUGGUAUGGGCUCUCACAGCGUAA